Paralichthys olivaceus (Japanese flounder) is the source of this 5651-nucleotide messenger RNA. Lineage: Eukaryota; Metazoa; Chordata; Actinopteri; Pleuronectiformes; Paralichthyidae. The record is from RefSeq and is a predicted model, not a curated record.
UCUCUGUUUGAGCGUCAGGGUCUGGUUCCCCCCACAGCCCCAGAGAAGAGCACCAUGGCUUUACCCAGAGGAAUGUCCAGAACCAAGAGCUUCGGCACACCUGAGGACGACAGGAUCUCAGCCCUGAUCAAUGAGAGUCGGUUUCCGCGGAGCUCCUCGCUGACGGACAGCUUCAUCCCUCCUCCUCCUCAGACAGCUCCUCCUCCUCCUCCCGCCGCCUCCUCCACCUCCCCACUCUUCCUCCUCGACUCUGGACCUCCCCCCUCCUUCCUCCCCCCUCCUCCCCCGGCCCGGGGGGAGGGGCUGACCCGCUCCAGCUUCAAGCCAGGGGCGGAGCCGAGGCUGCAGGAGCUCUCUGAUUCUCCGUCGAGGAGCCACGCCCACGCAGAGCGUCAGAGGAAAGCGAGGUCCAUGAUCAUCCUGCAGGACACGCCCCCGCCGCUGCAGCCUGAUGCACAUGCGGUUGCCACCCCGCACACGCUGCACACUGCCACACACACCGCCACACACACGCUUCACACCGCCACACACACCUCCACGCUCUCUCUCCACAGCACCAGCCCUGCCCUCGGCCACUCACCGCUGUCACGCCGCCGGGGUCGACCAAUAGAAAACCCUUAUGCUAACGUGGGACAGCAGGCUCCACCCACCAAACCGCAGAGGAGGAAGUCACCUUUGUUGAAACAACUUCCUGUAGAGGAGCAGGGACUUGGGAUCAAAGAUUAUGAUUCAUCCAAGUCAGAUGGGGGAGGGCCUGGCAGCCCCAGCAGGGCGGAGUUGUACCAGCAGCAGGUUCUUUCAGAGCGCGCUCGGGUACAGGGCCGCCGGUCGUCUCUCUUCCUGUCUGUUGAGGGGGCGGGGUCUGAAAACCAGGUGCCGCCCCUGCUGACUCAGAGCCACUCGAUGGACGACCUUGGUGAGCUUCCUCCUCCCGCCCCAGUUCUAUCGCCUUCACCGACGCCUCACACCUUCCUCCACCCACUGACGGGAAAACCUCUCGACCCGUCCUCUCCACUCGCCCUGGCUCUUGCUGCACGAGAACGAGCGCUCACUGCCAGAACACCAAGUCCCGAGCCUCGAACUAAACACGCAUCUGCGUCCACCACACCCAUCCCCACCCCAGCCGCAAGCCCAGAGGGCAGACAUAAGCGCACCCCUAUCGCCACCCCUCAGAGCAGCCCUGAGCCCCGAUCCAAACGCACUACUCCACAGACGAGCCCAGAGCAGCGAACCAAGCGCACUACUCCUCAAACCAGCCCCGAGCUGAGGCAUAAACGCAUAACCCCGCCUCUGUUCCCUGACGGACAGGUAGAACGUCCAGAGACAGAGGGAGGAGUAACAUCACCUGCUGGCCCAUCUCCUGAACGUUGGAGACCCUCCCCCUUGCCACCACUGGCCAAUGAGAGUCACUCUGCUCUGAUUGACAGGCGCAGAAGCCUUACAGUGGGCAGCUCAGAGGAGGAGGGUGGGGCUUACACAGUGACACUCCCACCAGCAUUGUUGUCAUCCAGUGAUGAGGAAACUAGGGAGGAGCUGCGCAGAAUUGGUCUUGUGACUCCUCCCCCUGCCUUUGGCGGUCCUACUGCUCCUCCUCCCCCAUCCUCUCUUACCCUAUUACCAAGGCGAGGUGGGGAGGGAGGGGGAGAGGGCGGUCCCGACUCCCUGGGUAGACGAGGAGAUGAGGAAGAAGGAGGUGAUGAGCGGCUCCAUGACAGCUCCUCACCCAGUUCACUCCCUCCCUCCAUUACCUUGGCCUCCCCUCCAGCUCCAGCUUCCCCCUCCUCCCCACCUGCCGCUCACCCAUCUUCCUCACCUGUCGCCACCUCCCCAUCAGGCCUAAAGCCUCGUCUUCGUUCACCAAUCGGCCGUGGCCGUUCUGCGCUUCGGGACCCGCUGCUGAAGCAAUCAUCAGACAGCGAGCUUCUCCCCUCUACUGCAUCCUCCUCCCCUUCUUCACCGCUCUGUUCCUCCCCCACCAGUGGUCGACAGCCACGCUACCUAUUCCAGAGGAGGUCCAAGCUGUGGGGAGGAGGGGAUGACCGCGGGGAUGAACGCCGGGGCCUCAGCCCGGAGGAAGGAGGAGGCCGUCCAGCAGCACUGGGAGGUCAGGGGUCAGGGUCGGCUGUGGAUCUGACCAGUCGCUCGGCUUCAGCACUGGAGCUGAGUGGCAGAGCGGGUUCUGGACUGGAUCUGGCCAAUCGGCUACAGCUGCUCAACAAAGACAGUCAUUCUCUGGGGGAGGAGCCGAGCCCUCUGGACCCAGGCCGGAGGUCACCAGUAGGAGGUGCCAGAUGUGUCGACAGAGGAGAGAGUAAAUCGUUGUUCUCCAGUCUCGGUGAACUCCACACCAUCUCCCAGCGAGGAUAUGGUGCCAGCUACACAGUCCGACCAGGAAGUCGCUACCCUGUGACCCGUCGGAGCCCCUCCCCCUCUCCUUCCCCCUCUGAUAGGUCGAUAGGGCUCACCUCCUCCUCCACCCCGUGUUCUGAAAGGCCAGAUCUGAGCUCAGGUCGAGCUCUAACCAUCCUGAAGUCCUCCAGUCUCAGUCUCCCCUCAGAACCAAAGGAGGUCCGCUUUGUGAUGCGAAGUGCCAGCGCAAGAACCAGGUCCCGUUCGCCUUCACCCUCACCCCACGCCUCACCUUGCCCCUCCCCAGUACUCAGUGGCCCCCUGUUGGCCCUUCGGCCAUGGAGGCAGCGGCCCCUCAACCUGUGGAAUAAGUAUGACGUGGGUGACUGGCUGGAGAGCGUGGGUCUAGCCGAACAUCGCCAGCGCUUCCAGGAGCACGAGAUCGAAGGCUCCCAUCUCCCCGCCCUCACCAAAGAGGACUAUGUGGAGCUGGGCGUCACCAGACUGGGACACCGGAUCAACAUUGAGAGGGCACUGAGACAGCUGCUGGAUGGUUCCACUUGACCCCUUAACCGCUGAUCACUAACCUCCAAACAUCAUGAACUGUGACCUCAUAACCCCUGACCUCGGGUCAGACUCUAGGCUAUCUCCUUACCAGGAUAUCUUAGCAAUGACUGAAUCUUUAAACCUUUUUACCAACGCAGAGCUCGGCUCUCUGAAUGAUCUCUGUGACAUUUUGGCUCGUCAGCUGUUUGAUCAACUCAGUGUUGUGAAGAGAGGUAGCAUCAAGGCCUGUGUCCAGAAUUUAGCUGGAGAGUCCUUCUUUAUUUUGACAUCUGCUAACACUUAGUGUCCACUGAUCACACUGUAAAAACACAAAUGUGUUAUGUCUCUAUUUAUAAGCUCAGAAGCCAACGAGGCAGCAGCUGACACUGGAGCCAUUUUGAUGAAUCAUUAUUUUGUUUAAGGCUAUAAAGCUCUCGAGCUAUUAGUUCAAAACCAAGCGGAGGAAUAAUGUUUGAGUACGACUUUGAGCAGAGUUCUAAAAAUGAAAACAUGUAAAACCAAGCUGAAAUUAGAGACGAGUAUUUAAAAGAGACUCGAUAGUUUUUGAUGGUAUCACACAUGACACAUCAGCUUACGAGAUUCUUCACCGAACACCGAGCUGAACCUUCUCAACAGGUGAAGAUACGUUGAUCAAAAAGCUGAUGUGACAAACUGACGACAGAUUUAAUGAGACAGACCUGAUUAGCUGGACUUUUGCUAGCGGAGCUGUACGAUUAACGAGUCUCAACCUUAACAACGGGAGAUUCUAGCUGAGGAUACGUCUCCGUUCAUUUUAAAAGAAUCUUCUUGUGUCUUAGCAUUUUUUCUUUUUCCAAAUAUCACUCAUGAAGACUUUGUGUUGAUUUUCUGUUCGUAUCUUAAUUCUGAUCAUCUAGAACUUAUGAAUAACAAGUAAUAAUAACGUGGUGGUGAUGACUUACAGAGUUUUAAUAGUUUGGACAAUGACUAUGAGUUCCUUAUGAUUUGACAAUGAGUUGAAUUUCAAGGUCGUUUCGGUGAUGUUUUGGAAUUCAUGAUGAUUUGUCAAUGAGUAUGACUUUGUGCUGAUGUGCUGUGUGUUUCAGGGAGAGCUGCAGCCGAGCUCCAACUGUAAACCUCUCUGGUUUCUAACCUGCUUAUCGAGGGCUUACUGUACAUGGUGCUAUCUGUUUAAAGCCAUCUGUACAGAAAAUACCUUUCUCCUUCCCCUUCUAUACUUUCCUCACACCGACACCUGAAUCUCUUCGGUUAACCCCUGUAACUCAAGUGUGUAAUUCCUAAAUUAAAUCAAUCAAAUAUGGCUUUACCUGCCGCGACCCCUGUAGUUAUAGUGACUUGUCAGAAACAGGCCAAAAAUGGAGUUUCCUCCCUGCCAUAUUGGGGAUUCCUUCCCUGCCAUAUGUGGAGUUUCCUCCAGACCAUAUAUAGAGUUUCCCAGAGGCCAUAAAUGGAGAUAACCAUGUUUUCAUUUUUAGGGCUUCUUCUCCUGAUUCACCUGCAGAUUUGUUUCUUGAUCUACAAAACAGAAUAACGAUUCCAAAAAUUUGACCAUCAUGUUAGACCACAGACUGUAAAUUAAAAUGGACAACACAUCUCCACCCACUCCCACUCUCCAGCAAUGAAACCGAAAUAUCCCACAAGUGAACGCUGACAUCUUAGACAUCUGGAGCCAGAGUCUGUGCAGUAUCGAUGUCCCACUGAUGCAGGAGCUUGAUCAUUGAAGAGUCUCAGCUCAUUUUCAAACUGAUCAGAAACACUUCCUAAAUGACCUUUGAGAAAUAUGUCCAUGUCCCAUCUGCUAACAUGGAGGAGUGGGGUUUAUGAUCUAUACUGUAGCCAGCCACCAGAGGGCGAUCCAGGGGAUUUUGUUUCCCGUUUGGGAGCUGUCUUGACGUCCAUUUUUUUUUUUAACAGUCUGUGUUAGACCAAGAGAUUUUCACAUUUGAGAAUCUUCUAGAGCAGUUUUGUCUCGUGAUGAUGAUCAACCAAUAAUCAGAAUUGUUGAAGAUUAACUUUUCUUGAAUCGUCUAAUUGUUGCAAACAGAUUCUCCAUUUCAGUGAGGGGGGGGGGGUGUAAAGGCAACUUUAAGCUUAAGUUCGACAAUUUAUCUCAAUUCAUCAUUUAACUGUUGCAGCUAUAAUGUAGUGAUUAAAAAAAAAACUAUUUUAAACUUAUUACCUGAAGAUCAUAAAUAAAGAGGAGUUUAGCCUAGCUUAGCACAAAGACUGAAAGCAGAGGGAAACUGCUAGCAUAGCUCAAACAAAAAUGAAAGCACUACACCUCCCAACAGCAACAUGGUCUCAUUCACAUGUUGUUAUUUAACAGACGUGUCGUCAAACCAGACGCAGGAAAAAGCUUUGAAGACGACAAACUAACUGCUGCUAAAACCAUGUUUCAUUCUUCUUGUUGUCUUUCUAAACCUGUUCAACAAACAACCUGCAGCACGUUAAUGAGACCUCGCCCAAGCUGCUGGAAGGUGUUUUAAUUUGUAAAACUCACUACAAGUACCUCUAUUCUACUUCACACAACUAUGUCGUGAUGUAAAGUGUCUCCUCUUGAUCCCCGCUAAAGCACAAUCAACGUUUCAGUGCCUGUUUCCACUUCAAACCAAUCAGCCGUGUUCAUCCAUCUUUUUUCCAACUUUAGUACCUGAACUUGUUCCGCCCUUUUAUAGAAGUAAUACCUGCCCAUGGCAGACCAGAGGUAUAGAAUGUAUAGUCCAUGCACAGCACAUUACAGUAGACUAUAUAGUCUC